This is a messenger RNA of Penicillium angulare, 3213 nucleotides long. Its product is annotated as FAR11/STRIP family protein. Gene Ontology annotation, biological process: cytoskeleton organization. Gene Ontology annotation, cellular component: cytosol. The record is from RefSeq and is a predicted model, not a curated record. Bases 1 to 3213 code for a protein of 1070 amino acids. The transcript is spliced from 5 exons. NCBI's taxonomy places the organism in Eukaryota, Fungi, Ascomycota, Eurotiomycetes, Eurotiales, Aspergillaceae.
AUGGAGAUCCCACCAGUUCCAACCGAUACAACAAUGGAGGAGGAGCAUCAUAUUGUAAAGGCCGACGAAGUCGAUCAAACCGGCACCGAUAUCUCGACCAUCUCCGACGAUCAACUGAUGAAAGAAGUGGCGGAGGAAUUGCGGCAAGAGCAGGCCCAAGAACAAGAACAGAAUCAGGAACAGGAACAGGAACAGACAUCUGAAGCUAUACCCGCGACCGAGUCCGGCAAUUCUCAACCAGAGAAGAAUGCUAAACGGCCCGAACUACGUCGAGACGCCCCAGUUGCUCCUCCACCACCCCGUCAACCUCCUCCUCCAGCCCCGGUACAGCAAAAUGCGGACCGAGCCCCCGAUUCCUUGAGUUUGGCACAGCUACAGAGGCUUGUACAGGAGAUGCCCAAAAUUGAACAGCCGGCAUACGCAUUUGAAUACGCCGACUCUCAGGCUUUCCCGGAGGAGCUGGAUGAGUGGUUUCAAUACAAUGACUUUGAUCGUGUGAUGCUGGCGGGCAUGAAGGGAACCUUCGAUCGUCAAUGGGCUACAUUCUGCCGCCAACAGAACCCAGGGACAAUAGGCCUGUCCUGGAUAGAUGCAUCUGAUGAUCUGAGACAAUUAUUCAUGACCCAGUCCCUCGAUAGGCUCCAAUAUCCCGAGAUAUCGGUACGGCUGGAGGCCCUAGAGAAUAUUACCUACACCGUCACUGGUGUGUGGGGCCUUACUGCUGGGCAUUCGACCCCGGAUUAUCCAUCAAACCUGGAUACGAAAUCUGCUGCGGAGACACCGCGAUCAAAAUCGCUACAGAUCGAGUGGAUUGAAUUGAACGUAUCACUCGUCCUGCACUGCGGAGGAAUCCCGACAUUGGUCAAAAGAUUAUCGCAGCUAUUUGAUCGCCGUCGUUCAUCAUUUUGUACCGACCAGGAUGGGUUGGAAUUCGAAAGGCUCCAUCCAGGCGAUAUACCUGCGCCAGAACGUGAAGCCAAUCUAGUUUUGACAUUGCUUUAUUUCGCGAUUGAAGUCGGCCGUCGACAAGAGUCCCGUGAUCCUAAGUGUACACCAAUUCGGGAUGCACUGACAGCGUCUGACCCCUGCUUGUUGGUAACAAUUGUUGAAAUUAUUGCUCGGCUUCGGUGGGAUGAAACGGCAAAUAUUCCCCUUACGCGAAUUAUCCUUCUUCUCUGGAAAUCCUUACUAUUUGUCUUCGGUGGAAGUGACCAGUUGAAGAAAGCUAAGGAACUACUGGAGCCAUCAGUGUCUUAUGAAGACGAUUCUGUUAAUCGCAGAGGUCCAUUCCUACACGCCUCCCCUUUGGACUAUCACCUGUUUCGACAGGAAAUCACCUCAAAAUACCCCGCUUACAACCCUCCCCCUCCCAUCGUCCCCUUAGAACUUGAAAACAACUCCAUUCUCCCUCCUCUUCCCCAACACCCAGCCAGAGUGAACGCUUCCAGUGGUAUAUUCUCUGGGGUUGGACCAUCAAUCGCCGGUGGAAAUGGGUCCAUUAUCCAGCAAGCUGUUCAUAUUGCAACUCCAGCACCAUCUCCACCCCCAUCACCAAUUGGUCCUGGUGGCAAAGCCGGAAAGAAACAAAACUACCAGACAAACCAGAAUUUUCCUCUGAUGUAUCCUCCUCUGGACGAUAGCAGCAACAAAAUCGGUGGCAAAGGCACAACUAACCGACAGGAUGUCCUAGUUGGAAAACGCUGGGAAGGUAGCGAUGUCCCGGCUUCAAUCAUUGAAGCUGGUCGACUUUUCUCUACCCACGUUAAAAUGACUCGAGCUAUGGGUCAAUUGUGGGAAGAGCGAGAGAACUUCAUGAAGUAUGAUCGUGGAUGGAAUCUUGCCAAGGCACAGCAGCAGUUCGAGUUCGAUCCCUUCGUGUCGGAUGAUUUGAGUGAUCAAAUUGAAGAUUUAAAUCUAUCCAGCUCCGAGGAGAGCGAGUCCCCUAAGAAAGUUCCAAAGGAAACAGAUGAUCCUGAUAUCCAACGGCGUCUGGACGCAGUCGAAAAUUUCUACGCACAUACACUGGCCCAUCUCCAGUCAAUUACAAUUGUCUUCUUGAAAAUAAUCCUGACGAAUGUCAGUGCUGUAGUCAAUCAGGCCAAUUCACAGGCCGCGCAGAGCAUGAGUAAUGGUAUGAACGGAUCUUCAGGGGAAUUCUUCCAUGAAACCUCUGUUGAUGAGCUUGAUAAUAUUCGCCUUCGGGAGAUAACUUCAAAGGCUGUUUCUGGAACUCUGCUACUCCUUGUUAAAUGGUUUAAGCGAUCUCAUAUCUUGAAGUUUGAAUACAUGACACAGCUCCUGCUUGAUUCCAACUAUCUACCUUUGAUCCUGAAGAUGUUUGCUCAUCAAGAUGUGGACCAAGCGGCAGCACAGAAAAACGACCGUGAAGACCUUUCUUUCUUCCAUUUCUGUCGUGAGCACAAUGACAACCCCUCUGAGCUCGAAGAAGAUGGCGGAGACACCGAAAGCGAAGACGAAGCAGCACCACCACCAAUCGCCCGCCACCGUCCAAACUUCACUCGCAACAACACCUCCAUGCGCAACAUAUCGCCCGAAGAAUCCAUGAACGAUCUCAUGGAAGGGCACACCCGCCCCGAAGUCGACGAACUAGGCUACCCCACCGCCCCCCUCCCCAAGGAACCAAUAACAGUCUUCUCAUUCCGCAACUUCUUCUCCGCAAUCAACUACCUCCACAUAAUGCAGAAGAUCACCCGCGACAAAGGCCACCGCUGCCUCCUUCUAGUCCAGUACAAAUCCUCCACAAUCCUACGCAAGGGUCUCAAGAUCCCAGACCCCCAUCUCCGCUUCUACACACUCAAGCUCUUCAAAUCUCAAGUUCCAUAUUGUGGAAGAAAGUGGCGGCAGAGCAAUAUGCGCGUUAUCACUGCUAUUUAUCUGUACUGCAAGCCUGAGCUGAGAGAUGAUUGGCUUUCUGGUUCGGAUGUUGAUGCCGAUGUUGAAGAGGCUUUGCCGCUUGAACAGGCGUUGAGGGGGCUGACGCAUUGGUGGCAUCUUAGACAGUAUAAGGAUGUUAUGGGGGGUUCAGAGGGUACUUCUAUGAUGGAGGAGGAGAGAGAUUUCUUUGUGAGAGAGCUUGAGUCUAUGGGGUGGGGAUUUACGGAUGAUAGUAUGCUUGAGGAGUCGGAUCUGGGUAAUCAGAUGAUGAAUGGGACGGAGUGGGAUGGCGGUUUGCAGAUUGAGCAAUCAUGGUAG